AUGGCAUAUUUCAAAGAAGUGACACUUGAACUGACCGUAAUCCUCGUCCUCUGCGCCGCCGCCCUUCUCGUCAUCGUUUUUUGUCUAAUUUGGAUAUUCAGAUGCCGAAAACGACGAUCCUCCCAACCGCCCAUCUUGCCUACAGUAUCCCGAGCCGAAGAGCCGUCGUGUACGAAUGAUGCAUUCGAUUGUGUUGAGGAACACUCGGCGAGAAAAAUCGAAGAGCGACGCCGAGCACGUCAACAAGCGCUACAGUACUCCCCGCGAGCUGAUUUGUCGUUGAGAAAAAUCGACCCGGAAAUCGGCAAAGCACUCGCCGUGGAGCAACUAAUGAGAGAUUCGUUGGUAUUCGACAGUUUGCCCCGCCCACCGAAAGGAAAUGUGGAAAUUGUAGCGGCGAAGAGGGAUUAUUUGUAG
Molecule: messenger RNA, 417 nt
Organism: Caenorhabditis remanei
Lineage: Eukaryota; Metazoa; Nematoda; Chromadorea; Rhabditida; Rhabditidae
Exons: 4
Coding region: 1-417 (138 amino acids)
Source: RefSeq, a predicted model, not a curated record